UUUAUAUUUUUUAAUUUUUUUUUAAUUUAUUUAUAAUUUUUUUCAUUAUAUCUAUAUUUUUUAUUAUUAUUUAAAUUCUUGCGCGUGCGGAGCUGCCGCGCGUGGCCCCGCCUCCUCUCUCCUCUGAUUGGCUGAUUGUUUGACUGGGACAGACCCUCCUGAGCCCUGAUUGGCCCGUGGUGAGGUCAUGCUGACGUCAUGGCCCUGCCUCCUCUGCUGCUGCUGGUUGCCAUGACGAUCCCGGCUCAGGUGCUGAGUUCAGAGACGCUCCAAAGAAUCCGACGUUUCGCCAUCAACCCCCUGGGACAUAAGUGGGACCACCACAACCUCACCUACAGGAUCGUGGCGUUCCCGAGGAGCCUGAACCAGGACGACACUCGUAAAGCUCUGAGUUUGGCCUUCACCAAAUGGAGCGACGUUUCACCUUUGACCUUCACCGAGGUGUGGGCGGGGCCUGCUGACAUCACCAUAGGGUUCUACACGUUUAACCACACUGACUGCUGGGUGGCGCCGUUGCACCCGUGUUUCGAUGGUCUGAACGGCGAACUCGCUCACGCCUUCCUCCCACCGCGAGGAGAAAUCCACUUCGACAACCACGAGUUCUGGAUCCUGGGAAAGUCCCGCUUCAGCUGGAGACAAGGGGUGUGGCUGAACGACCUGGUGCAGGUGGCGGGGCACGAGAUCGGGCACGCUCUGGGUCUGUGGCACUCACGUGACCCCGAGUCCCUGAUGCACCCCAACGCCACGUACACGGGGCAGAGGAGCCUGGGGCGCGACGACGUCAGAGGGAUCCGCCGCCUCUACGGUUGUCAGGACAGGAAGCGUGUCUGUGAUCCUUGGGCUCGUCUUGGAUUCUGUGAACGACGCAAAAACUUCAUGAAAAAAAACUGUCCCCUGAGAUGUGACCUGUGCUACGAACCAGAGUCCGAUUCGAGUCCGACUCCUGCGACUCCGAACCUCAAGGUCAAGACGGUCCCCAGAGGAAAAGUGGUCGGGUUCAGGUGUGGAACCAAGAACCUGAGGAACGUCCCCAAGAUCAGCUGGUUUAAGGACGGGGAGCAGAUCCUGGGCUCGGUUCCGGGUCACAUCGUGAUGAAAGGUCGUGACCUCAGAAUCGUCGCCAACGAGUUCAACGAAGGAACCUACACCUGCCGAGUCCAUCGCCACGGCAACACGGUCACCGCCUCCUCCUGGUACAUCCGGGUCAAGAACCAGGACUGACCCGGGACCGAACCGGGACUGAACCGGGACUAAAGCGGGACGACUCUGUUCUCCUCAGCUGGGAUCACAGACUGCUGUAAAACGUUGGGGAUUUGAACUAGACCUGGUUUAGGUCCAAGUCUAGACCUGGUUGAGUUCUGAGUCUGAGUCCAUGUGACCCAAAAUAAAAU
Boleophthalmus pectinirostris (great blue-spotted mudskipper) is the source of this 1391-nucleotide messenger RNA. RefSeq names its product matrix metallopeptidase 23bb (gene mmp23bb). The transcript has 8 exons. Gene Ontology annotation, molecular function: zinc ion binding; metalloendopeptidase activity. Gene Ontology annotation, biological process: proteolysis; collagen catabolic process; extracellular matrix organization. The record is from RefSeq and is a predicted model, not a curated record. Lineage: Eukaryota; Metazoa; Chordata; Actinopteri; Gobiiformes; Gobiidae. Gene Ontology annotation, cellular component: extracellular matrix. The coding region runs from base 199 to 1221 and encodes 340 amino acids.